Vairimorpha ceranae is the source of this 177-nucleotide messenger RNA. RefSeq lists its product as hypothetical. The transcript has a single exon. The coding region runs from base 1 to 177 and encodes 58 amino acids. Lineage: Eukaryota; Fungi; Microsporidia; Nosematidae. The record is from RefSeq and is a predicted model, not a curated record.
AUGUUUUUUAAAGAAAUAACAUUUUUUUAUAGCUAUUUUUAUAAUGGACAGCUUAAUAUUUUAAUUUAUUUUUUUAAGUUUCAUUCAAUUGUUCAAAUUGUAAAAUGUGCGCCAUUACUGAAUUUAUUUAUUUAUUUAAAAAAUACAAUUAUCAAAUUUAUAACGAUACAUACAUAA